AUUCUAACCGUAUUUGUUUGUCAACGUGGUACUGACAUUAGAAAUAUAUCAAAGUUACUUAUUUAAAAUAAUCGUACUUAACUUUUUAAUUUUUUUUAACUAAAUAUAAUUUUUGCACAAUGAAAUUUGUUGGUUUUUAAAGAAUUGUGUUACAUUUUUAAACAAAAAAACCCGUUAUUUAAAAAGAGGUUAAGAGAAAAAAGAGUUGAAAAUAUCAUGGUUAAUUUAUGCGCGUAUUUUAACAGUAAAUAAUGUAUUCAAUACGAUUUAAUGUUAUGAUGAUUAGAUGAAUAAUGUCUAAAUUUCGAUCAGUGCAGUGUAAUAAACAUCGUCAUUUGAUUUUUAUAACUUUAUUAAGGUCCGUAAUUCCUUAUGGAAGUUUUACAACCUAACCCUUAAAUUUAUAACGCGAAGUGAAUUUUUUUUUUUUUAUAUCGUAUUAAUUGUUUAUAUAUAAUAAUAGUUUUAUCGCACUUGUAAAAGAAUUAUCUAUUUAUUUUAAUUUUCGUUGACAUUAUUUUUGUUUUUAAAUUUAAAAAUAGAAAAUGAAAAAGAGAAUGCAAAAGGAACGUAAACUGGAAGAUGGUUCCGGUGAAAUUGUCGAACAUCAUGAACAUGGUGAUAUACGAGGGGAUGAAAGAAAUAUUGUUAUUUUAUUUUUUUUAUAUCUAUUACAAGGAAUACCACUUGGUUUAAGUGCUGCUAUUCCUAUGCUUUUACAAAAUAGAAAUGUUUCCUAUCGUCAACAGGCGGAAUUUAGUUUAGUGAAUUGGCCAUUUUCAUUGAAACUUUUGUGGGCACCGAUUGUAGAUUCUGUAUAUUUAACACAAUUUGGCCGCAGAAAAACAUGGCUCGUUCCAAUACAAUAUUUAAUGGGAUUAUUUAUGUUAUUCCUCUCUGGACAUGUUGAUAAAUGGAUGGGAACUGACGAUGAAAAUCUCAAUAUUGGAUUUCUUACGUGUAUAUUUUUUUCAUUAAAUGUUUUAGCGGCAACUCAAGAUAUUGUUGUCGAUGGAUGGGCCCUUACAAUGCUUAAACGAUGCAAUGUAGGAUACGCGUCGACUUGUAAUAGCGUUGGACAAACUGCAGGAUAUUUUCUCGGUUAUGUUAUUUUUAUGGCAUUGGAAUCAGCAACAUUUUGCAAUGAUUAUCUGAGAUCUGAACCUAUGAACGAAGGAAUUCUUACACUACCAGGAUUUUUAUAUUUUUGGGGAUGGGUAUUUAUUGUGACAACGACAUUUAUUGCCUUGUUGAAACACGAGAAUUCAAAUAAAGAAACUAAAGAUGUACAAGUAGACAUGGACGUGAAACAGGCGUACAAAUUACUUUGGACAAUUGUUAAAUUACCAAGCAUGAAGAACACGAUUUUAUUUCUCUUAACAGCAAAGAUUGGAUUCUCGGCUUGUGAUGCAGUGACGGGUUUAAAACUUGUUGAGGCUGGAAUUCCUAAAGAAAAAUUUGCUAUGAUUGUCGUACCAAUGAUACCAUUGCAAAUUAUUUUACCUGUAAUUAUAUCAAAAUAUACAGCAGGACCAAAACCCAUGAAUAUUUAUUCAAUGGCUAUACCAUACAGAUUAGCGUUUGGUUUAGUCGCUGGUACAUUAGUUUGGGUGACACCACAUCUUAUAGGAAAUGGAGAAGUGCCUGCUUAUUAUUUCAUUGGUUUAAUUAUGGUCUAUUUCUUGCAUCAGAUUUGCAUAAGUAGCAUGUUUGUUGCCUCCAUGGCUUUCUUUGCAAAAAUUAGUGAUCCAGCUGUCGGUGGAACAUAUAUGACAUUUUUAAAUACAAUAGCAAAUCUCGGUGGAAAUUGGCCAACAACAGCAGCGCUAUGGUUCGUCGAUGCUUUAACUUUCAGAAAAUGUAGCACUGAUCCUUCCAAUGAUUGCAGUACAAGCUCAGAAAAAGAGUUGUGUAUGAAAAACAAUGGAACAUGUACUAUAACGUUAGAUGGUUAUUAUAUAGAAAUAAUGUUGUGCUUCAUCAUAGGUUGUUUAUGGUUCAAAUGGGGUAGAAGGAAAAUUGAAUUUCUACAAUCGAGACCACUUUCAGUUUGGAAAGUUGUACAUAAAAAUAGAUAACAAUUCUUUUCUAGAUUCUCGAAAAAAAAUGUCUCCUAAUAUUGUUGUGAGAAGAUCUUAUAAUAUAUUUUACUUUGUAUUCAAUAUCAGUUAAAUCAAAGUAAUCUUGAGAAAGGAGAAGAAACGAAAAAAGAAAAUGUUUAUACAAAUAUUAAUUUCGAUCUGCUGCUUAAUAUCGUUACUCUGUAAUAUUUAUUCCGUGAAUUUUUCAAUUUAUUUAGUUACAAAAGAGGAGACAAUAAUUAACUCGUUCACAAUUUUCCCAAAAACGAGUUUUAUAGCACAAUUCUAGACAUAAGUAACAAAAAAAAAAAGGAUUUUUACUGCAUUUUUAUUUUUCUUUAUUAAAUCAAAUUGUGAAAGUAA
Messenger RNA from Leptopilina boulardi, 2444 nucleotides. RefSeq names its product acetyl-coenzyme A transporter 1. The record is from RefSeq and is a predicted model, not a curated record. The transcript is spliced from 8 exons. Gene Ontology annotation, molecular function: acetyl-CoA transmembrane transporter activity. Gene Ontology annotation, cellular component: membrane. Lineage: Eukaryota; Metazoa; Arthropoda; Insecta; Hymenoptera; Figitidae. The coding region runs from base 546 to 2078 and encodes 510 amino acids.